Molecule: messenger RNA, 2252 nt
Organism: Doryrhamphus excisus (bluestripe pipefish)
Lineage: Eukaryota; Metazoa; Chordata; Actinopteri; Syngnathiformes; Syngnathidae
Biological process (GO): regulation of transcription by RNA polymerase II
Cellular component (GO): nucleus
Molecular function (GO): RNA polymerase II cis-regulatory region sequence-specific DNA binding; DNA-binding transcription factor activity, RNA polymerase II-specific
Source: RefSeq, a predicted model, not a curated record
UUCCUCUCUGGCUAGCUUAGCCUGCUAGCUGCUACCAAAGACAACGGAAGUUAACCCCACAUUAUUGCGCAUGCGUCAUCCGCCAUUUUGGUUGUUGUUAAGCAUUGUUGGGUUGCAAAAAAAUCGAUUUUUUCCGCGUGUGUUGUUGCUGUACAUACUACAUGGCGAGGAUUGUUCGUUUCCACCAUUAAACCAGAAGAAGAAGAAGGAUUGUUUGUUACUGUUGUGACUUAGGUGAACUCGAAGCCUCUCGAUGUAGCUUAGCUUGCUAGCUGCUAACAAAGAGACCCGGAGGUGAUCAACACUUGGCUAAGCAGACAUCAACUGUGAGUGUAAAGUCUUGCUGUCGUGUGAAAAUGUGCGAAAGAACCAUAGCAGAGUACGAGGAGGAACUUUGUCGAACAAAAGAGGAGAACGAGCGACAACGUCAACUACUGGACGCUGUUUCCAAGAGGUACCAAGUUGGGUUGCACGGAGCAGAUGUCAGCAAGGAACAUCUUCACUCUGAGCAGCAGGAGUGGAGCUCCAGGAUGGAGGAGGAGGAGCCACAGCCCCCCCACAUGAAAGAGGAAAAGGAGGAGCCACACACCCCUCACAUUAAAGAAGAAGAGGAGGAGACCCGCCCCCCACACAUUAAAGACGAAGAGGAGGAGCCACAGCCCCCCCACAUUAAAGAGGAAGAGGAGGACCACAGCAUCAGCCAGGAGGGAGAGCAUCUUGAAGGACCGGAGGAGUUCCCAGUGAUUGGCGUCCCUGUGAAGAGUGAAGAUGAUGAAGAAGAUGAAGGUGAAAGCGAGGAGAAGAGAGAGGCGGAGCCUCCAAGCAGCAGCUCAACAGAAGCCGAUGGAGACCACUGUGGAGGAUCACCAGCAGACAAGCUCUUAGCUCCACUAUCAGAUAGUGAGCACACGACGUCACACUCUCCUGACACUGAUGAUGAUGAUGAUGAUGAUGAUGAUGAUGAAGACUCUACAGCUGAUAUGACAUGUCACCCUGGCAACACACGCUUGAAAUGCCAACACUGCGACAAGACCUUCAAACACCGCAGUAGCCUGUGUAAACACAAGAGAAACCACACGGACAAAACGCCCUUUAAAUGCUCUCACUGCGACACGGCUUUUAGUCGACAUUGUGAUAUGAAAAGGCACAUGAAACGACACAUAGAAGAGAAACCAUUCAAGUGCUCAGUUUGCAAGAAACAAUUCUCCCAUAAGUCAAAUUUAAAAACACACACACGAACACACACGGGAGAGAAACCUUUUACCUGUUCAAUGUGCGGAAAAGGUUUUUUCCAAACUCACCACAUGAAAAUACACAUGAGAAUACACACCGGAGAGAGACCAUACACCUGUUCAUUGUGUGGUAGCGGUUUUGUACAAAGUUCCGAUAUGAAAAAACACCUGAGGAAACACACUGGAGAGAAACCAUAUUCUUGCUCGGUGUGCGAUAAAGGUUUUGCACAAAAGUGUUAUUUGAAAACACACAUGAGAACGCACACUGGAGAGAAACCGUAUUCCUGUUCAGUGUGUGGUAUGGGUUUUGCCAAAAAAGGGAAUUUGAACGUACACCUGAAAACACACAAUAGGGAGAAACCAUAUUCUUGUUCAGUGUGUGGCAAAAGUAUUGCAAAUAAACGUAAUUUGACAAUACACAUGAGAACGCACACUGGAGAGAAACCAUAUUUUUGUUCAGUGUGCAGUAAAAGUUUUGCGCAAAAAGGCGAUUUGAAAACACACAUGAGAGGGCACACUGGAGAGAAACCAUAUUCAUGUUCAGUGUGUGGUAAAGGUUUUGCACAACAAUGUGCUGUGCAAAGACACACAAGAAUACACACUGGAGAGAAACCGUAUUCCUGUUCAGUGUGUGGCGUAGGUUUUGCACUAAAACCUAAUUUGAAACGACACAUGAGAAUCCACACGAGAGAGAAAGUGUUUCGGUGCAGCAUGUGUGAUGAACGAUUCUCUUCAAAGUACCAGCUUAGUAACCACACGUGUGCUGGGGAGAACAGUUAAGAUGAAUAGCAGAAAAGCGUUUCCACUGCAUUUCAGCCCUGCCACAAAAGGAGAAGCUGCCUCUGGUUAACAUAAGUGAGGGUGUUGACAAGGACAAAGGCUGGAGAUGACUCUGUGGUUCUGAUUGAGUGAGAAGACCAGACUGGAAGCUUUAAAAGGAGGCUUUUGUUCCUGCCUUGUUCCCCUUUAGACCACACCCACGUACAUAGCAGGUAUUUGACCUUUAGUCAACUCAUUAAA